AUGCAUUUCCCCUUCCUCGACAGUCUGCUGAAUAUAUUACUGGUCCUAAUAUUAUUUUUUACUAAGUCAUCAUUUGUGAAAGCAGAUGAGAUUCAAGUUCCAGAACCAUUGACCACUAAUAAUUAUAAGAAAGAGUUAAGUAAAGGGUUACAUAUCGUUGAUUUUUACAGUCCUUAUUGUUCUCAUUGCAAAGCUUUAGAGCCAAUUUGGAACGAUGCCUAUAGAGAGUUUUAUGAGGAAAGUCAGAAAUUAAAUAUUCACUUUUCAAAAGUGAAUUGUAUUGAGAGUGGGGAUAUAUGUGAUAUGGAGCAAAUUACAUUUUUUCCUAAUAUCAGAUUAUAUGGUCCCUCUGGUUUUAUUAAAAAUUAUCCUAAUGAGGCAAAAAGGUCUAAGGAGAGUCUGAUACAAUUUGCUAGGGAAAGUGCAGCCAAUAAGGAUAAUUUCAAAAAAACAAAGGUUAAAAGUUCAAGUAAAAACAUUUCAGGCAAAGAGUUAGAAGGAUUGAUUGAAAAUAUGAAUUCAAAAGAAGAAGGAAUUUUAGUUUCAUUCUGGCCAUCUAAAAAUAUGAACAAGUCUGAUCAAGAAACAGUAUUUGAAGGAUGUGAAAGCUGCUUGACCUUCCAAAGGACAUGGAGUGCCGUUUCCAAGUUUGCUCCAAACAAAAAUGUUGAAGUAUACCAUGUCAAUUGUGAAGCCUAUAAAUCUUUUUGCGCAAAAUACGGUUUUAAACAUCUUACUGAAAGAAGUUUUAGUGAAAAAGAUCCUGGAGUUGCUUUUAUUCUUCCAAAUAACCAUAUGAAACGCUUUUGGAAAUAUUGUAAACCAUUGAGUUUCGAACCUAGCACGUACAUCGACUGGGCUACGAGAUUAAUAUCUAAUAGUAAAGUUCCUGAAAUAUCUAUUGAAGAUAUAUUAAAAAAAGAAAAUACUAAUGUUAUUACUUCAUUGUUAUCUAAUAAUUUGGAAACAUUUAACACUCGUGUAACGUAUGUUAAAGAUAGGAACAAUUUAGCUUUAUCAAAAGAAUCUAUGGAAUCAAUUUCCUCCUUAGAUGUGGAAUUACUGCAGACUAAUUAUGAGUUCCUAGAUAACAUUGAAGAAAUAUUUGCUCCAGUUGAAAAAAUGAUAAACUAUAAUGAAACAGAAGGACUAAAAAAGUUUGAUAGGAAUUAUAUAAAUUUGAUUAAAAACAUAAAUUUACCUGCAUAUAUGAUAUGGAAAGAGGGAAAUUUCAUUCCUGCAAUAGUUUCAGCAGAUAUUGCUUGCAGUGAAAGUUGUUUAUUGGACCUGUUAUUAAAAAAGCUUGAUCAGUUACGCUACUCAACUUAUUCAAAACUUCCUAAGACUACUAAAGAAAUGAAAAAACUCUUUUCUAAUAGGCAUAAUCGAUACGUUGUAUUACAGGUUAUCGAUAAUAAUGAAGAGAAUGAAAGUAUUAAGUUUUUAGGUAAUUUGUCAGUUGCUGCAUGUGAUUACUUUUAUACCUACAGUAACUACAUAGUGGAUCAAUUAAUGUUAACAGAUAACCAUAUUAAGAGUCUUUUUGAAAAAAUGUCAACUAAGAUUGAAUUGAGUAUUAAUGAGAAAAAUGAUUUAAAAAGUAGCUUUGAUAAAAUUGAAAAACAAGAUAUCGACUUUAUGUUUGUUGAUAUCAAAGAAGAUUUGACUUUUAAAGAUAGAUUAAAAUUACCGGAAAGGCCAGAAGGAUAUAUUGAUGGAGACAUAAUCAUUAUUGAUAAGAAGCGUCGUAUAUUUUACACAAAAAAUGCAUUGGGUAACAAUCUAAAUUCCCUUUCGAAAUACGACUUGAAGGAAAGCUUACUCACACUAACACUACCAUCUUACUCACAUUCAAAGAUUGCAUUAGAUAGUCGUAUGCCUCUAAAUGCAUUUCAUCCAGUUAUAUGUAUAGUUGGUGUUUUCCUACUGUUUUUCUUAUAUAAGUUUAGACGUUCGAUUACAAAGAUCCAUUUAGGGAAAAAGAAGCAAGAGGGGAUUAUAUUAGGUAAUUUUAAAGGAACUCUUAAAGAUUAA
Molecule: messenger RNA, 2034 nt
Organism: Tetrapisispora phaffii CBS 4417
Lineage: Eukaryota; Fungi; Ascomycota; Saccharomycetes; Saccharomycetales; Saccharomycetaceae
Product: protein disulfide isomerase family protein
Exons: 1
Coding region: 1-2034 (677 amino acids)
Biological process (GO): protein folding
Cellular component (GO): endoplasmic reticulum
Molecular function (GO): protein disulfide isomerase activity
Source: RefSeq, a predicted model, not a curated record